AUGGAGCGAAAAGUCCUAAAUACCCUCGUCUUCUCCGUCGCCGUUCUUCUCUCCAUCACCGUCGCUUCUUCUUCUUCACAAUACCAAACACUCGUCGUCAACACUCUCCCUUCUUCACCAACCCUCUCAUGGCCUGAAGAAUCCGAAUCCAACUCUCUAUCCGAAUCCACAACUUCACUCUCCGUUCAUUUAUCACACGUCGAUGCACUCUCUUCCUUCUCCGACGCAUCUCCGUCGGAACUUUUCAAUCUCCGUCUCCGACGAGACUCACUCCGAGUCAAAUCCAUAACCAGCCUCGCCGCUGUCUCCACCGGCCGGAACAUCACCAGAAAAAGAACUCCACGCUCCUCCGCCGGUGGAUUUAGCGGCGCUGUUAUCUCCGGUCUCUCACAAGGAAGCGGAGAGUAUUUCAUGCGGUUAGGUGUCGGAACUCCGGCGACUAACGCUUACAUGGUGCUCGACACAGGAAGCGACGUCGUUUGGCUUCAAUGCUCUCCUUGUAAAGUAUGUUAUAACCAAUCCGACCCGGUUUUCGACCCGAAAAGAUCCAAAUCUUACGCAACCGUCGCUUGUGGGUCCCGUCUUUGUCGGAGAUUAGACGACUCGUCGGAAUGUGUUACACGGCGAAGCAAGUCUUGUCUUUAUCAAGUUUCUUACGGUGACGGAUCUUUCACCGUCGGUGAUUUCUCAACCGAAACGUUGUCGUUUCAAGGUGCACGUCUUGAUCACGUGGCGUUAGGUUGUGGUCACGAUAACGAAGGCUUGUUCGUUGGUGCAGCUGGGCUUUUGGGCUUGGGCCGUGGUGGGUUAUCGUUUCCGUCUCAGACGAAAAACCGUUAUAGCGGGAAAUUCUCUUACUGUUUAGUUGACCGGACUUCCUCCGGUUCUUCUUCUAAACCGCCGUCAACUAUCGUAUUCGGAAACGACGCCGUUCCGAAAACCGCCGUUUUCACGCCGUUAGUGACGAAUCCGAAACUCGACACGUUUUACUAUUUGCAGCUACUUGGAAUCAGCGUUGGCGGAUCGCGCGUUCCCGGCGUUUCGGAAUCGCAGUUUAAGCUUGACGCCGCCGGGAACGGCGGAGUUAUCAUCGAUUCCGGUACUUCGGUUACGAGGCUGACGCAAUCUGCUUACGUGGCGCUUAGAGACGCGUUUCGUUUGGGAGCGGCGAAGCUAAAACGUGCUCCCUCGUAUUCUCUGUUCGACACGUGUUACGAUCUUACCGGAAUGACGACGGUGAAAGUUCCGACGGUUGUGUUUCAUUUCGGAGGCGGAGAGGUUUCGCUUCCGGCGAGUAAUUAUCUGAUUCCGGUGAACACUCAAGGACGGUUCUGUUUUGCGUUCGCCGGAACUAUGGGGAGUUUGUCGAUAAUUGGAAACAUACAGCAACAAGGCUACCGGGUCGCUUAUGAUUUGGUCGGGUCACGGGUCGGGUUUUUGUCUCGCGCGUGUUAG
This is a messenger RNA of Arabis nemorensis, 1455 nucleotides long. Lineage: Eukaryota; Viridiplantae; Streptophyta; Magnoliopsida; Brassicales; Brassicaceae. The record is from the annotation of a GenBank genome assembly.